Molecule: messenger RNA, 1869 nt
Organism: Aspergillus sclerotioniger CBS 115572
Lineage: Eukaryota; Fungi; Ascomycota; Eurotiomycetes; Eurotiales; Aspergillaceae
Exons: 3
Coding region: 1-1869 (622 amino acids)
Biological process (GO): transcription elongation by RNA polymerase II; poly(A)+ mRNA export from nucleus; post-transcriptional tethering of RNA polymerase II gene DNA at nuclear periphery
Cellular component (GO): transcription export complex 2
Molecular function (GO): RNA binding; double-stranded DNA binding
Source: RefSeq, a predicted model, not a curated record
AUGGCCACGCCCACUCUGGACCGCUUCCUCUCCAGCAUCGCCGACCUGGUCAAGGCCCGCGAUGGACCUCAGCUUCAGGACUUCCUGCAGCUCGAACCACCCUUGCCCGAUAUUUAUCGACAAAUGGUGGUGGAGUUGCGACAACAUUAUCCGACCGGGCCAAAAGAGGCGGACUUGUUGCGACGAUGCGAAGCUCUCGUCCCCAAAUCCAAGGGCGCAUCAUGGUCCGCUUUUCCGACUUUCAUGAAGCUCUACUUUACCUUCCUGCGGGAUGUCAACCUGGACAACCUGCUCGACACAUACGAUCUUCUCAAGGGGCUUCUGAAUCAAUGCGUACUGGCAUUAGGUGACAGCCAAAUGGGUGUGGUCGUUCUUCCUACCGUUCUAUACCUUUCGAAGGUCCUCGCGAAGCUGGCCAUGGGCUUGGACCGUCGCCCCGAACUGGUCGCCCACCUGAGACUGGAAGGCCGUUCAAAUCAGGAAGAAACCACAGAGAAGGUGACCUUGGUGGAGAAAUCGGCCAACGUCGUCCGGGAGGCAUUUAUCAAGUGCCUGACGGACCGAAGCGGGACACCAGGUAUCCACGGAAAGCCAGAGGGCAAGAGAAUCGGGAUAUACUUGAUGGCAAACCUCUGUUUGAAGCUGCUUUUCCAGUGUGGUAAGCUUCGGAACGCUGAGCAGAUGUUCGCCAGCAUCAGCGCCCAGUCGCCCCCGUUAAAACACUUCCCAGCGUCUCAGCGAGUCACAUAUCUUUACUACCUCGGACGCUAUUUGUUCUCCAACAACCUGUUCUACCCCGCGCAGAUUGCCCUGCAAGCCUCUUACGACCAAUGCCACCGACAAGCAACGAACCAAAAGCGGGUCAUCCUUACAUACCUCAUCCCUUGCAACAUCAUCAUGGGACGCUUCCCCUCAUCACAACUACUGCAACGUCCCGAGGCCGAAGGUCUAGCGGACAAGUUCCUCCCGAUCUGUCGGCUGAUCGCUCGCGGGGAUUACAUCGCUUUCCGAGAACACCUCGCAAUCGGCUCCCCCGAGACGGAAUGGUUCGCACGAAAUGGUAUUCUUCUUCCCCUGCGCAACCGGUGUGAGAUCCUCGUCUGGCGGUCCCUGGCACGAAAGGUUUUCAUCCACGCCGGCUUCCACGGCGAGUCUUCUCACGGCCCAGCCCAACGCGGGCCACCCCCAUAUCUGUAUCUCAACAAAUUGGACGCCGCGGUUCGGUGGAUCCAAUCGCAGCAUGCGCAGUCAUCCCAAGGGCCGGUUGGCUUUUUCUCUCCCUACCCCGAAGUGGAUUCCAAGGCCGGACAGAACCUGGUUGGAUCGCAGAUCGUUAACAAAGCCCCCGAUUGGGAUUUUGAGAGAUUGAACGAGCUGGAAGCUCAAGAGGCGGUCGCUAGUCCUGGUCUGAUCGCGAAAUAUGGAGACUACCUGGCCCCGGAUGGAUGUUUCGAUGCCUUGGGACAAUGGCAGCCCAACACCGCGCGAAAUCUUGUCGACGGACAACCGUCGGCGGAAUACCAGCAAUAUGAGCUCGACCCGUACGCAAGUCGAGCCGACGGUAGGCAGGAGGGUAAGCCAACACUAAUGAUGCGCGAGCUUGAGUCCAUCCUUGCCUCUCUCCUCACCCAAGGUCUGAUGCGCGGAUUCCUGACCCAUAAGAAUCCCCGCCUGGCGAUUCCGGGCGCACGAGUCCGUGGUGCGCUUCCUACUGGCUUUCCCAAUGUCUCGCAGACCAUCCUGGCUCGGGAGCGAGAAGAUGAGAACGUUCCCGGCUGGGUCCAGCCGCCGGCCGUGGCAGCCAUCCCGGCUGGCGGAGGUGGACGAGUCGUCAAUCUGUCCGGAGCGAGACCCGUUGGAGUUCAAUAA